Molecule: messenger RNA, 1500 nt
Organism: Mucor velutinosus
Lineage: Eukaryota; Fungi; Mucoromycota; Mucoromycetes; Mucorales; Mucoraceae
Exons: 10
Coding region: 1-1500 (499 amino acids)
Biological process (GO): transmembrane transport
Cellular component (GO): plasma membrane
Molecular function (GO): transmembrane transporter activity
Source: RefSeq, a predicted model, not a curated record
AUGCAUUAUCAGAAAAACAAGAAAGGAAACUCAAUUGCAGAAUCCAACUCUAGUGGUGAUAGCACUGCAUUAUCAAACUAUGACCAACAAGAUGUUGCCAAGGUGGAAUCUUACAUUGACAAUAAAGCUGUAGCGCCAACUUAUAAUCCUAAAGACGACCCCAAUCAUCCGGUGAAUUGGCCAGAGAGAAAAAAGUAUCUCGCCUUGUUGGCAAUCUCCCUUGAUUCGUUUAUUGGCUACUUUACAUCGGCCAUCUACAUGCCUGCCGUUCAUGAUAUUAUGGUGUACUUUAAAACCAACCUCACAACCAUCAAUGCUACCAUUGCUCUUUAUUUGGCAUUUAAUGCUAUCGCUCCUCUUUUCUGGGCACCUUUGAGUGAACGUAUUGGCAGAAGAUGGAUCUACAGUGUAUCGCUUGUUCUCUACUGUGUGUGUUCCAUUGUGUGUGGUGUCUCUACAAACCUUGGCCUUUUCUUUGCCUUUAGAUUGUUACAAAGUAUCUUUGCAAGUGCUGGUCAAGCUGUCGGUGGCGGUAGCAUCUCUGAUAUGUUUGAGCCUCGUGAACGCGGAAGAACUAUGGGUCUUUAUAUGUUAGGUACAAUUCUUGGUCCUUCCAUUGCUCCUGUCUGUGGUGGUUUUAUCAACCAAAACUUGGGAUGGAGAUGGAUCUUUUACAUCAAGACCAUCAUUGGCGGUGCAUUUGCAAUCCUCAGUUUCCUCUUGAUCCCUGAAUCACUCUACGUUCCCGCUGACAAGCAAAUUGCCCCUCCUGCCAACCUCAAGGAAAGAUUAAGAAGACUCACAUUCAACCCUUUCACAAGUUUGCUUCUAUUGAAAAGAAAAGAAACUGCUGUCAUCUGUCUCCCUGUCAGUGUUGGAUUUGGCUGGUUCUACUACCUUGUCACCAUUCUUUCGCCUACCUUUGCUGAAAUCUACGGCUUUUCAUCUGGCACAAUCGGUCUCUGCUUCUUGGCUAGUGGUGUUGGUAAUAUUCUGGGUGCUGUCGGCUAUGGUAUCAUCUCAGACAAGAUUAACAAUUACUCCAUUCGAAAGAACGGUGGUGUAGCUGUCAAGGAGUUUCGUCUCAAGCCCAUCUACAUUAGUUUCCCAUUUAUGGUUGUUGGAGCUCUUAUUUACGGCUGGCUUCUUUACGCCAGAGUACACUUUAUGGGUCCUUUGAUUGGGUUUGGAUUAUUCUGUUUCGGCCUCAUGAUGAGUAUCUCUGCAACAAAUACCUACUUGGUGGAAGCUAAUACAUCAAGAGCUGCUUCUGCUGUCUCUCUCAAUAACUUUACCCGCAACAUGUGUGGUAUGAUCUUUUCACUAACUGGUGUCCAAAUUAGAGGAUCUCUUGGUGACGGAUGGUCAUAUACUUUUGCCUCCUUGAUGAUCUUGGUAGUAUUUUCUAUCUGUGUCCCUGUCGUCCAAAAGUUUGGUGGAAAGUGGAGACAAGAGAGAGAAGAAAGAGAAUUGCAACAGCAGCAACAAUUAUCACUGUAA